Lasiodiplodia theobromae is the source of this 1911-nucleotide messenger RNA. RefSeq names its product MFS transporter. Gene Ontology annotation, biological process: transmembrane transport. The record is from RefSeq and is a predicted model, not a curated record. Bases 1 to 1911 code for a protein of 636 amino acids. The transcript has 4 exons. Gene Ontology annotation, molecular function: transmembrane transporter activity. Gene Ontology annotation, cellular component: membrane. NCBI's taxonomy places the organism in Eukaryota, Fungi, Ascomycota, Dothideomycetes, Botryosphaeriales, Botryosphaeriaceae.
AUGCAUCACGACAGUCACGGAACUGCCACCAGGCCUUCGGUCGAGAGCGACAACGUUGAGCUCGGCUGGCUUGACGCCCGCGACGACGAGCCGUUCCUGCCCGACGCCAGACGCAGCGACGACGACGGCGAUGGCAUUCCGCGGAAUGCCACGGCAGAGGAGAAGACGAGGAAGCCACGCGUCAUCUGGCUGACCGUCUUCUUCCUGAUCAGCUCGUUGUCCUUUGGCAUCGCCGUCGUGCCGCGCAUGAACCUGAUCGUCUCGCUCAUCUGCCGGCAGACGCUGCAAGGGGAUUUCGAUCCGGUGGUGAUUGGCGGCUACAAUCGCCAGUGCCAGGUAGAUGCUGUGUCGGCGCACACGGCGAUGGUGCAGUCGGCCGGUAACGUCAUCUCGGGUGUGCUGUCCGCCGCCGUCGCCGCCUUUCUCAACGUGCUCAGCGACCGCGUCGGCCGCGUGCCCAUCAUCGCGUACACGGCAACAGUGCUCGCAGCCGUUGAGGUUGUGCUAGUGCUGCUUGCAAAGGCGCCGUCUACCACCAGUUAUCGCUGGCUGUACCUUGCGUAUACGCUUGACGGGCUGAGCGGCAGUUUCGCAACCGUCAUGGCCAUGUCAAGUGCAUACAUUAGCGAUUGUGUGGCUGAAGAAAAGAGGAAUGUACAGGUUGGCAGAAUGCAUGGAGCCAUGUUCAUCGGCAUCGCCGUGGGCCCGGCCAUGUCGAGCGGCAUCGUAGCUGGGAGUGGCCAAAAGUCACCACUACUUGUCUUCUAUCUAGGCCUUGCCAUGCGCGCCAUCUCUCUUGUGUACCUCCCGCUUUUCGUGGCCGAGAGCCUGCCGCAUGCACGGAAAGGCUUAGCAGGCGCCUUCCCCGUGUUCUCCCGAGCUCGAUGGCAGCAGAUCACCAAGCCGGCUAGGGGUUUAGACGCUAUCUUGAUCAAACUAAGGAAGCUCAGUCCCAGGAAGUGGUUGGACAGACUCGUGCCCCCUAGUUCUCCGGGUAGCCGGCGAUUGCGGCGUAACGUGGUACUGCUGCUCGCCAUCAAUCUCAUCUGCUACAUCGCCGCCAUGGCGACUUCAGACAUCCUGAUCCUCUAUCCACAAGUCGUCUUCAAAUGGGGCAAUGUCGAGAACAACAUGUUCAUGUCCGUCAUCAACGGCUUCCGCGCCGUUGUCUCCACCCUCGGCAUCCCAGUCCUCAUCUUCUUCUUCCAACGCCGCCGCUCUCCGGCGCUCCCACUCGAUUCCACCCCCAUCCCCCAUACAACCCCUACCCCUGCCCCCCCUCAACCGACCACCUCCCCUACCAGCCCCGCCAUGCUCGACCCUUCCGCCUUCCCCGACCUCGACGCUCUCACCUCGCCCACAACCCCAAUCUCCCCGUACCAGCCCCACCAGCACCCCAACGACGAGUCGGCAAUGCCUCCGCCGCCGCCGCCUCCGCCAGCAAAUCAAGACACCCUCGACCCCCUCGACCGCACCCUCAUCGUCACCGCCAUCCUCUUCGACAUCUUCGGCUACCUCGGCUACGCCGCCUCGCCCAACGGCAUCCUCUUCACGCUCUGCGGCGCGGCCGCCGCCUUCGGCGCCGUCGGCCUGUCGACGUCCGAGGCGGCGUUGACCAAGAUCGUGGCGCCAUCAUCGUCAUCCACCACCACCUCCUCCCCGUCCCAAGCGAGGACUGCAAGGGCGAUGAGGGAGGAGGCGAUGGCAGGCGGUGGGUCAUCGUCGAGGGUGGGUGAACUGAUGGCCGGGCUGGGGUUGCUGCAGAGCGUGGUGCGGAUCGUGGCGCCGGCCGUCGUGAACGCGGUCUAUGGGGCCACCGUCGCGGUGGGUGCGCCGGGGACGGCGUUCGUGGGCGUCGCGGGCGUGUUGGGCGUGGGAGCUGCGUUGACGUGGGGGUUGGUUGUGGGAUGA